Messenger RNA from Quercus robur (English oak), 558 nucleotides. RefSeq lists its product as uncharacterized. The transcript has a single exon. The record is from RefSeq and is a predicted model, not a curated record. NCBI's taxonomy places the organism in Eukaryota, Viridiplantae, Streptophyta, Magnoliopsida, Fagales, Fagaceae. Bases 1 to 558 code for a protein of 185 amino acids.
AUGCGAGAAGGGGAAACCCUGAAAAUGUAUUUUGAUAGAUACCGGGAGAUGUUCAAUAAGAUAGAUAGAAACUUUGAUGAUGUAGCUAUAAGGGCUUUCAAGGUCGGCCUAUCUACUGAGCAUGAUUUAAGGAAGUCGUUGACCAGGAAGCCUGUCAAGAGUGUGUGUCAGCUCAUGGACUGUAUUGACAAGUAUAAGUGGGUUGAGAAGGACCACCAGCAGGGGAAGGGGAAAGCUAAGGUGGUCCCUCAGGAUAGAAGGGAUUUUAAGUCGGACAAAUACAACAAUAACCGGCCUCGAAGGGACUUUGUUAGACAAUCUGGAUCUACUGCUACUCAAGCGAUUAGCACGGUGUUCGAGGAGCCAGUACAUCAAGUCUUGGAAAAGAUUAAGAAUGAGUCAUACUUUAAAUGGUCAAAUAAGAUGGGAGGAGACCCCACCAAGCACAACCAAAGCCUUCACUGCCAAUACCACCAGGACCGUGGACACAUCACAGAAGAGUGCAGAACUUUAUGGAGUCAUCUGGAGCAACUAGUCAGAAGUGGAAAGUUAAAGUAA